Belonocnema kinseyi is the source of this 2163-nucleotide messenger RNA. Its product is annotated as glycine-rich cell wall structural protein 1.8-like. NCBI's taxonomy places the organism in Eukaryota, Metazoa, Arthropoda, Insecta, Hymenoptera, Cynipidae. The record is from RefSeq and is a predicted model, not a curated record. Bases 1 to 2163 code for a protein of 720 amino acids. The transcript is spliced from 7 exons.
AUGGCCAUGCUUCAGUACGCCUACAAUGCAAAGGAGUAUGGCAAUAAGAGAAACAUUCGUAUCUACUCAGACAGCAGGGCUGCUAUCAUGGCCCUGAAUGGAACAAUGAUCACGUCGCUACUAGUUUGGGAGUGCUUUGAGAUUAUUGGACACAGCGGAAUCCAGGGAAAGGAGAUAUCGGAUAGGCUACCGAAGCUAGCAUCAAAAGAGAAUUUUACUGGACCUGAGCCAGUCGCAGGAAUUUCCAGUAGCUUGAGAAAGUGUGCCAAAGCUCAAUCCAAUAUGAUCGUUCUUUUACAAGCUAUCGUGUCUACAGAACUGGGCGGUGCUGAAGAAAACGGAGGAGGUGGAGGAGAUGGCGGUGAAGAAGGAACAGAUAAAGGAGCAGGAGGUGGAGGAGGAUCAGGUGGUGGAAGUUCAGGUGGAGGAGGUUCAGGUGGAGCAGGUUCAGGUGGAGGAGGUUCAGGUGGAGGAGGAUCAGGUGGAGGAGGAUCAGGUGGAGGAGGAUCAGGUGGAGGAGGAUCAGGCGGAGGAGGAUCAGGUGGAGGAGGAUCAGGUGGAGGAGGAUCAGGUGGAGGAGGAUCAGGCGGAGGAGGAUUAGGUGGAGGAGGAUCAAGUGGAGGAGGUUCCGGUGGAGGAGGAUCGGGUGGAGGAGGAUCAGGUGGAGGAGGAUCAGGUGGAGGAGGAUCAAGUGGAGGAGAAGGAGGUCAUGGCCAAGGUGGUGGCGGAGGUGGUAAUGGAGGUUCCGGCGAAGGUGGUGAAGGAAGUUCAAGUGGAGGUGGUGGAGGAGGAUCAUCUGCAGGAGGGUCUAAUGGACAGUCAUCGGAAGACGGCGGCAAUAGCGCAUUAAUAGCAGGAGCGGUAGGUGCAGCAGGAGGAGCAGGAGCAGCAGGAUUAUACAUGCAUAAAAAAAAUAAAGAUCUAAAGCAACAGUUAAAUGAUCGCGAUGGAUAUGGCGGUAAUCGCGAUGAUGAUAGAUAUGGACAUGGUGGUCAUGGUGAAUAUGAUGAUUAUCGUCAUGGAGGAGCCGACUCUGACAACAGACACGAUGUAGACCUUGGCGGUGCACAAGAUGGCGAAGGGGGUGGAGGAGGAGGCAGUGGCGAAGGAGCAGGUAAUGGAGCAACAGGAGGAGGAGGAUCAGGUGGAGGAGUAUCUGGUGGAGGAGGAUCAAGUGGAGGAGUAUCUGGUGGAGGAGGAUUAAGUGGAGGCGUAUCUGGUGGAGGAGAAGCAGGUGGGGGAGGAGGAGGUUAUUCAGGUGGAGGAGGGGGAGGUUAUGCCGAUGGGGGAGGGGGUGGUUAUGUAGGAGGAGGGGGAGGGGGUUCUGACGGAGGUGGUGGGGGCAGUUAUGCCGAUAGUGGUGGAGGAGGAGGUGGUGGAGGAUCAUCAGCUGGAGGUUCUGAAGGACAAGCUUCGAAUGGUAAUAGCCAGAGCUCAUUAACAGCCGGAUUAAUAGGAGCAUUAGGAGGAGCAGUAGCAGCAGGAGGAAUAGGGUAUAGAAAAAAUAGAAAGCUAAAAAAACAAUUAAAUGUUAAUGAUGGAUAUGGUCAUAAUGGAUAUGGUCAUGAUGGAUAUGGUCAUAAUAGACAUGACCAUUAUGAUGAUGAUGAUGAUAAUGAUAGAUACGGACACGGUCGACAAGGUGGUCAUGGUGGACAAGAUGAUUAUCGUGGAGAAAAUGGUGCUGGGUAUGGUCGACAAGAUGAUCAUCGUGGAGAAAAUGGUGCUGGUCGUGGUGAAGUCGAUCAUGACCACAAAGGUAAUGCCUCUGGUGAGAAAGAUCAUCCUCCGGGUGUACGUAAAGUUGUGCAUCAUCAUGUUACUUAUGCGCGGGAACAAGAAGAAGUCCGGAGGGGACAGGUCUGGGUUGUAGGGAGGGUGGGGAAGCACAGGAACCCCCAUCUUGGCCAAUGCAGAGGUGCAGAGGAAGGCGGUGUGCGCCGGCCCAUUGUCGUGAUGAAGGGUCCAAUUUUUGACGAGGUCGGGCCGAACCCGGGCGACGCGGUUUUUCAGCCGAAGGAGCACUUCUUUGUAAAAUGCCGCGUUUACAGUGCUUCCUGGAGGUACAAACUCCUUGUGGACGAUGCCUCGAGAGUCGAAAAAGAUGAUCAGCAUGGUUUUGACUCCAACGAUCGCUGCAUUUUCGCCACUGCAAAAUCGUAA